This is a messenger RNA of Prionailurus viverrinus (fishing cat), 3359 nucleotides long. It is a transcript of the gene VNN1, whose product is annotated as vanin 1. The transcript has 13 exons. The coding region runs from base 872 to 2428 and encodes 518 amino acids. The record is from RefSeq and is a predicted model, not a curated record. Gene Ontology annotation, molecular function: hydrolase activity, acting on carbon-nitrogen (but not peptide) bonds, in linear amides. Lineage: Eukaryota; Metazoa; Chordata; Mammalia; Carnivora; Felidae.
UGACUUAUAAAUGAGGAGCUCUGAUAGACUCACUCCUCAGAGCAGUGACUUCCUCGUCUAAAUUCUUUCUUUGGAGAGUGAAAUCUUUCUUUUGGCUUCAGCUAGUAUUCCUGAGUCAGCAGAGUAUAAUCUACAGGCCUCUCUGGGCCUGAUGUGAUGUCAUUACUGUCAAGGAUUGUCCCACAUCCCCUAGGCCCAAUCUAAUCAAAACCAAAUAAAAAGACCUCACGGAAGGAGUCACCUUUUUAAUCCAGAUGGAUCGCUUUGUGACCUUAUGUAACGGAGUUUUAACUUCCGCAGAAGUGUUAAUCCAGGUAUAGCGGGAGAAAUUGGUUACAGCAGACACCUCCUUGCUCAGCCAACAGAUGAUCAAGGGCUAUCCUGUUAUCAAGAACAACUUAAGCCAGACAGUCUAAGGAUCUUUGUUGGGCAGUUAUUGCUUUCACAGUGGAUUCUGCAACAAUUUCAAGAAUUAAAGAGGAGCUCCUGAUCACAGCCUCAUUUAUAUUUAUCCGUUGCCAGAGAAGUCGGAACCUGCCAAAGGAGUGAGUCCCGAAUCACGAGAGCCUCCUGAGCUCUCCAGUGUCUCCAGGACCAGGGGUCAUAUUGAGUCUUCUUCAUCUGUGCAAUAUGUACCCAAGGCUCUACAUCUUCUAGUUUUGUAGCCGUGUCAGUGGUCAGGAACACCUGACCAGCAGGAAAUCUUUGAAAGCAGAGGAGGUUGUUCCUCCCCUAUGGUUGGCGUGGCCAGCUGGAUCAACUUCCGCUGGAUAUUUGCUCCGAAGAUUCUGCAGCUUUGAGGUCUUGGGAGAUCUGACGUACAGCCGGCAGAAGGACUUGCUCUGUUUAUCAGCAGUCAUUGGACUUCAGCAUGAUUACUCCCCAGUGGCUGGCUUAUGUGGCAAUUUCAGUUUCCUGUGUCUUAAAAGUCAGCUCCCUGGAUACCUUUAUUGCAGCUGUUUAUGAACACGCCGUGAUAUUGCCUAAUACCACCCUAAUACCAGUGUCCCGUGAAGAGGCAUUGGCGUUAAUGAACCGAAAUCUGGAUCUUUUGGAGGGAGCGAUCACUUCAGCAGCAAAACAGGGUGCACAUAUUAUUGUGACUCCAGAAGACGGUAUCUAUGGCUGGAAUUUUAACAGAGAAACUAUCUAUCCAUACUUGGAGGAUAUCCCAGACCCUCGAGUGAACUGGAUCCCUUGUAAUUAUCCCAACAGGUUUGGCCACACCCCAGUGCAAGAAAGACUCAGCUGCCUGGCCAAGCACAACUCUAUCUACGUUGUGGCAAAUAUUGGGGACAAGAAGCCAUGCAAUGCCAGUGACCCUCAGUGUCCCCCCGAUGGCCGUUACCAGUACAAUACUGAUGUGGUGUUUGAUUCUCAGGGAAAACUGGUGGCACGCUACCAUAAGUACAACCUUUUCAUGGGUGAGGAUCAAUUCAACGUACCAAAGAAGCCUGAGGUUGUGACUUUUGACACCAUCUUUGGAAGAUUUGGCAUUUUCACAUGCUUCGAUAUACUCUUCCAUGAUCCCGCUGUUACUCUGGUGAAAGAUUUCCAUGUGGAUACCAUAGUUUUCCCAACAGCGUGGAUGAAUGUCUUGCCACAUUUAUCAGCUAUUGAAUUCCACUCGGCUUGGGCAGUGGGCAUGGGGGUUAACUUCCUUGCAGCCAACAUACACCACCCCCACAAGAGGAUGACAGGAAGCGGCAUCUAUGCACCUGACUCUCCAAGAGCAUUUCAUUAUGACAUGAAGACAAAGGAGGGAAAACUCCUCAUCUCACGACUGAAUUCUUCUUCAUACGACCCUGGAGUGGUAAAUUGGGCUUCUUAUGCCAGUAGUAUAAAAGCAUUCUCCACAGGAAAUCAGGAAUUUAAAAAUACUGCGUUUUUUGAUGAAUUCACCUUCUUGGAGCUCACAAGAGUCACAGGAAAUUACACAGUUUGUCAGAAAGAACUCUGCUGCCAUCUAAGCUACAAGAUGUCUGAGAAGAAACCAGAUGAAGUUUAUGCCCUAGGGGCAUUUGAUGGACUACAUAUUGUCGAAGGGAGUUAUUAUCUACAGAUUUGUACUCUGCUGAAGUGUAAAACACCAAACUUACGCACUUGUGGUGAUGCGGUUGAAUCUGCUUCCACCAGGUUUGAAAUGUUUUCCCUCAGUGGCACUUUUGGAACCCGAUAUGUCUUCCCUGAGGUGUUGCUGAGUGACAGUCAGCUUGCACCUGGGGAAUUUCAGGUGUCAAGUGAUGGACGCUUGUUUAGCGUGAAGCCGCCAUCGGGACCUGUCUUGACCGUAACUCUGUUUGGGAGGUUGUACGAGAAGGACUGGAUAUUAAAGGCUUCAUCAGACCUCAGGGCACAAGCACCGCGAGUAAUGCUCGUAGUUAUAGCACUGACUGUGUGCUCAUUCAGUUGGUCUCCUAUAGGCUGAAUUAUGUCCCCCCUCAAAUUCACGUAUUGAAGUCUGAAUUCCAUACCUCAGAAUGUGAUUGCAUUUGAAGAUAAAGUCUUUUAAGAGGUAAAAUGAUGGCAUUAGGGUGGGCCCUAAUCCAAUAUGACUGGUAUUCUUAUAAGAAGAGAAGAUUAGGACAUAAACACUAUGGAAACUAUGUGAAACUAUGGAAGAUGGCCAUCUACAAGCCAAGGAGAAAGGCCCUCAGAAGAAAUCAACCCUGUUGACAGUUUGAUUUGGAUUUCUGGCCUCCAGACUCUUGAGAAAAUAAAUUUCUGUUGUUUAAACUAAUCCGUGGUACUUUAUAAUGGCAGCCCUAGAAAACCAGUACAAAUUCUAAUCCCCUCUCCUCUCCAUUUCUACCAUAAAUUGAAGCUUAAACAGAAUGGUUACCUAGUUAAGAAGAUCCAGCUAUCCUGGUUCCAUGAGACUCAACUAGAUACUCUCAGAGAAGCAUUGCUGAACUGAUGCUGAAACCAUCAGACCAUCUGGAUGUUGGGAAAGCAGAAAGUCACACGGAUGAAAUCAUGUAAUUGAUCUGUCCUUAAAUAUUCUUUUUUAGUAACAAAAGAAUCUGUUGAUACAACUUAGUGAAACAAAGGACAUCGUUGAAGUCAAAAACAUCUCUCAACCGGUAGACUAUCCACAUAGCCCGAGAUCAGCCCCACACUAUACGAAGCAUGCCCUUCUGCGAAGGAGAGCAUGAUCCAUACCAGUAAUAUAUCAUUUUGAAAUAAACAUUUUUGUGGUAGAUACUUUUCAAAAAAAUACUAUCUCAUCCAAUAAUAUUUGAGUAAAAUUCACCUUAUACUUUUGGGUGAUGUUAACUACCUUUUAAAAAGGGCCCAUUAGAAAAUAACCCCCUAUGUAUUUAGGGACCACAAUCAUCAUGGCAAGCCUCAAUACUUCA